Messenger RNA from Cladophialophora immunda, 3954 nucleotides. RefSeq names its product potassium/sodium efflux P-type ATPase, fungal-type. Gene Ontology annotation, cellular component: plasma membrane. Bases 458 to 3838 code for a protein of 1126 amino acids. Gene Ontology annotation, biological process: intracellular calcium ion homeostasis; calcium ion transmembrane transport. Gene Ontology annotation, molecular function: ATP binding; P-type calcium transporter activity; ATP hydrolysis activity. NCBI's taxonomy places the organism in Eukaryota, Fungi, Ascomycota, Eurotiomycetes, Chaetothyriales, Herpotrichiellaceae. The transcript has 2 exons. The record is from RefSeq and is a predicted model, not a curated record.
CCCGCCCAGGCUUGGCCGAUUCCGCACAUAUGGGAGAGAAGGCGCUGUGUCUCGCCACCUUUCCACCGUGUGGACUGGGGCCUUCGUCUGUGCCAAGAGCGCGAGACCGUAUGCUGAGACUAGAUAUCCGUGAUGACUCUUGGCUUCAAGGAUAGGUACAUGGAGGAAGUCUUGGACAUCAUCGAGCUGGGUACGGUCCCUCGGGGCUAAUACUCCGACAAGAUGCUGCUUCAGCUCUAUAUAACAACGGACAGAUCCUCUCAACCCGGGGGAUCCACACACUCUUUCCAAGCUUCCAGCGAGAUUUACACUUGCUUGUCUCUCCCUCUCACUCUAAUAAGAUCUUUGUCAGACACAUUGGAGCAGGCUAACUCAGAACGAUCACAAUCACUUAUCUGUCAACAGAAUCGGAACACCAUUGCCCAGGACCCAAUCACCGCCUUGGCAGUCACCUGAUAUGGGCCAGAAGGGCGGGAGGGCCGAACAGAACUACCCAAAGCAGCCUUUCCUGCUCUCUCCGGAUGAAAUCAUCAGCCACCUCGAGACCAGACUCGACUCGGGACUGAGCGAUGUUCAAGUCCAGCAAUACCAGCAGAAAUAUGGACCCAACAGACUCGAAGGAGACGGCGGCGUCUCCUGGUACGCCAUUUUGGGAAAGCAAAUCUCCAAUGCCAUGAUUCUGGUGUUGGUGCUCGCCAUGGCGCUCUCGUACGGCGUGGAGGAUUUCGUCGAAGGCGCCGUCAUCACAGCCGUCAUCGUUCUCAAUGUCGUUAUUGGCUUCUACCAGGAGUUUCAAGCCGAGAAGAAGAUGGAUGCGCUGCGAUCCCUCUCCUCCCCCUCAGCAGCUGUCAUCCGGGAUGGGAACGAGAUGACUAUCCCAUCCGCGGAGGUUGUUCCCGGUGACAUCGUAUCAAUCAAGACCGGGGACACCGUGCCGGCAGAUCUGCGGCUGUUCGAAGUCAUGAAUCUCGAAUGCGACGAAGCCAUCUUGACGGGCGAGGCGCUGCCAGUUGCCAAAGAAGUCGAAUUUGAGGCUAAGCACGGCACUGCUAAAGAGGACCUUGGUCUGGGAGACCGGCUAAACAUAGCGUACUCGUCGUCCACAGUUACCAAAGGACGAGGCCGCGGCGUGGUGGUCUACACAGGCAUGUCGACAGCCAUUGGAGGGAUAGCUGCAUCCAUGCAGGGCAAGCGACGCAAGCCCAACCGAUCCAUGUCGAGAAAGAAGUAUGGACCGAUGCAGCCCGUCAAGGGCGGCGCCCUGCGCACCUACGAUGGUGUGCGCAAAUUCCUAGGUCUUACCGGGGGCACGCCUCUGCAGAUCAAGCUCAGCAAACUCGCGUACGUCCUCUUCGGUUGUGCCAUUCUCCUUGCCAUCAUCGUGUUUGGAGUCAACCGGUUCAACGUCACGAACGAGGUCGCCAUCUACGCCAUCUCGACGGGCAUUGCCAUUAUUCCAGAGUCCCUGAUUGCGGUCCUCACGAUCACCAUGGUCGUCGGCAUGACGCAAAUGCGGAAACGCAAGGUCGUCGUCCGGCAACUCAGUGCACUUGAGGCCCUCGGUGGCGUGACCAACAUCUGCUCAGACAAAACCGGCACGCUCACCCAGGGAAAGAUGGUUACGCGAAAAGCAUGGAUCCCAGGCGUCGGCAUCUACAGCGUGGAAAACUCAAACAACGCUUCCGACCCCACAGAAGGGAUCGUCACUCUGGGGAAGGCACCCAGGUCCCGGCAGGAGGUCGAAGCAGAGAGACUAGCCCGAGAAGAGGCCUUUGACCGCAAACGAAGCACCGCCGGCAUCUCGUUCGACCUGCCGAGCGAGAAAGUGCACAAGGACGUCGAAAAGGCAGUGGAGACACCCGAAAGCGCCGUCAGCUCAAACCCAGAGGUCACGCCGGAACUCCAGGCGUUCCUGGAAUCCGCGGCGCUCUGCAACCUGGCCUCUGUCCGCAAGGUCGCCGAGGACGGGCAGGAAGAGAAGUGGAAAACGGCAGGCGACCCAACGGAGAUUGCCCUGCAAGUAUUCUCACACCGCUUCAACUACGGCAAGAAAACGCUCGAGGAGAGCGGUUGGACCCAGAAGAUGGAGUAUCCCUUCGACAGCUCGAUCAAGCGCAUGUCGGUGGUGUACGACAAGCCCGGCCUGGAGCACUCCAUUAUUUUCACCAAGGGCGCCGUCGAGCGCAUCAUCGACCUCUGUACGGCUGUGGGCGUCGGGGAACACGAACAAGUCAUGACUGCUUCCCUCAAGGAAGGCAUCCUGGAACAAAUGACGUUCCUGGCCGAACAGGGUCUGCGGGUGCUGGCCGUCGCGAGGAAAUUUACAACGAUGGAAAUCGCCGAGCACUCAGAUGUGGAGCGCGGCCUGGUUGAAAAGGAUCUCUGUCUGCUCGGUCUCGCCGGUCUCUACGACCCGCCUCGCCUUGAGACCAAGAGCGCCGUGCAGGCCUGCACGACCGCCGGUAUCACCGUGUCCAUGCUGACGGGCGACCACCCGUCAACCGCGACCGCGAUUGCCAAAGAAGUCGGCAUCAUCCCCAAGAACAUGGGCACUCUCCCGGCGGACGUGGCGGCCGCAAUCGUGAAGACCGCGACCGAGUUCGACCGGAUGAGCGAGGCCGAGAUCGACGCCCUGCCGACGCUGCCCCUCGUGGUCGCGCGCUGCGCGCCCGAGACCAAGGUGCGGAUGAUCGAGGCGCUGCACCGGCGGAACAAGUUCGCCGCCAUGACGGGCGACGGGGUCAAUGACUCGCCGUCGCUCAAGCUCGCCGACGUGGGGAUCGCCAUGGGCCUGAACGGGAGCGACGUGGCGAAGUCGGCGUCGGACAUUGUGCUGACGGACGACAACUUCGCGUCCAUCGUCAACGCGGUCGAGGAAGGGCGGCGCAUGUUCGACAACAUCCAGCGCUUCGUCCUGCACCUGCUGACGUCCAACGUCGGCGAGGUCAUCCUCCUCAUCUGCGGCCUGGGGUUCCAGGACGACACGGGCUUCUCGGUGUUCCCGCUCUCGCCCCUGCAGAUCCUGUGGAUCAACAUGCUCACGUCGUCCUUCCCGGCGUUCGGGCUCGGGCGGGAGAAGGCGUCGCCGGACGUCAUGGAGCGGCCGCCGCACGACACCAAAAAGGGCGUCUUCACCUGGGAGCUCAUCACGGACAUGCUCGUGUACGGCACUAUCCAGGGCACGUGCUGCCUGAUGACGUUCGUCUUCAUCGUCUACGGGCCCGGGCCCGACGGGCUGGGCCGGGACUGCAACCGCAAGUACAACGAGACCUGCGACGUGGUGUUCCGCGCGCGCGCGGCCGUGUUCGCCGAGCUGACCUGGCUGAUCCUGAUCUCGGCGUGGGAGUUCAAGUCGCUGCGCCGGAGCAUGUUCCGGAUCAACCCGCAUGAGCAGCGCGCGUUCCCCUUCUUCCACGACGUCUGGGAGAACCAGUUCCUGUUCUGGUCCGUGGUCGUCGGCGCCCUCUCCGUCUUCCCCGCCGUCUACAUCCCGGGCCUCAACACGUCCGUGUUCAAGCACAAGGGCAUCGGCUGGGAGUGGGCCCCCGCCGUCGUCUGCGUGUUCGUCUUCGUCAGCGGCAUGGAGGCCUGGAAAUACGUCAAGCGCGCCGCUGGCUGGUUUGCCGAGGAGGAGACCGAGGGCAUGAAGGGGAGACGGCACGGGCAUCAUCACGCGAGCGGCGCGCUGUCGCUGAGACAGGGCUUCUUCACCAUGACGAGGAGUUUCACCAAGAGCAAGUCGGAAGAGAAGCAGCGGGCGCCAAUGACGAGAGAGCUGGGCGACCGGGACAGAAGCGGGCGGACACCCGUGUUGCCCAGGGUCAGAGAGGAUGUUUGAACUCCGGUGGUUUUGCCUGGGUUCGCCCAGUGUGUAAUACCAAACUUAUAAUGAAUCGUACUGGGAUAGAUCAAGGAUAGAUCACGUUAACGAGAGGCAUUUUCCUUUCUUCUGAA